Molecule: messenger RNA, 4903 nt
Organism: Styela clava
Lineage: Eukaryota; Metazoa; Chordata; Ascidiacea; Stolidobranchia; Styelidae
Biological process (GO): regulation of transcription by RNA polymerase II
Cellular component (GO): nucleus
Molecular function (GO): DNA-binding transcription factor activity, RNA polymerase II-specific; RNA polymerase II cis-regulatory region sequence-specific DNA binding
Source: RefSeq, a predicted model, not a curated record
UGCAGGAUUUUCAUGAUGUAAUACCGAUACUAUUAGUUUUAAAUCAUGAGUAAUUUGCACUGUGAAAUUUUACUGCUGAAAUAAACAAAAGAACAACCAUGGACUGCUUGGAAAAUGAGAGUUCUUUUGGAUGUUCCAGCAGCACUUUAGAUUCACAGAUGGACGGUGGGAAUUCUAUGUCUGAUGAGAUCAAUCUUUCUAUUGAUCAAAACUUGCCUGAUACCGGUACUUCUUCAAGAAGCAAACGAAAAGCUGCUGAUCCUUCGUUAGGUUAUGGAUAUCCCUAUGUUCCUUUAGCAAAAUAUAUUAGGGAGGAUAAUAGCGAGAAAUUACCACAAUCUGUGAAAUCUGAUAUAAACUUUGGUCAAGGUGGAAAUUAUUUUAUUUCUGUUGCUGAAAGAGAUAUUCUUGAUAAAGAUUUUGUAACAGAUGUUGAAGCAACGCAUCGACAAAGUCAAGUUUUUGUUUCGGCUGAUGAUGUAUCGAACCAAAACAGAAUGCUUGUAAUUGAAGAAAGUAGUAAGGAUGAUUUGACUUUGUGUGCAAUAAAAGGUGGAGAUAAGGUUGGUGUACCAAUACGUAUUUCAAUAAAUAAUGACAUAAGUUUAGGAGUUCCGCCAGUGAAUUUAAACAGCAGAACUUCACUUGAUAAUCAAACCCAAAACAAUGAUUCUGUUGACCACUCUUAUCAAAGGUUUGAGUAUACGUCAGAUCCUGAGAAUUCAGACCCUGUUCGAAAUACUUGGGUGACAACAAAAGCAGAUAAAGUGCAACUGCGAAAUAGUGGUCAUUCUUGGAAGACUGGAAAAUGGACACAAGAUGAAGUGGACCUCCUCGAAAGCAACAUUGAAAAGUAUUGUAAGGAGCAUGGGAUUGAUGAUGCGAAACAAAUUAUUUUUCAUGGAAGUAAAUAUGAUAGACCAAAGUUUUAUCCUACGAUUUCAGUGGGUUUAAAUCGCCCUGUAUUUGCCGUUUAUCGUAGGGUGAAAAGAAUGUAUGAUUCCCAAAAUUACAGAGGAAAAUAUUCCGAUGAAGAGAUUAAAAAAUUGAAAGAUUUACAUGCGAAACAUGGUCGUGAUUGGACUUUAAUUGGCAAUCAAAUGGGCCGUAGUUCAGAUUCUGUUAAAGAUCGUUGCAGACUGGUCUUGGACAAUGAGCACAGUUUAGGAAAAUGGUCUGCAGAAGAAGAAUUGAAACUUGCUCGAGCCGUUUAUACAUUAACAGGUGAAAAAUAUGGAACAUCAGUCACAGCUAAUAUAGGCUGGACGACGGUUGCUGCAUUAGUUGGUACCAGAACUGAAAAACAAUGCCGUGCAAAAUGGUUGAACUAUUUGAAUUGGAAAAUGUGCAAUGGGAAACGAUGGACAAAAGCUGAAGAUGCAACUCUGGUUGAAAGAAUUGACGCACUCGGUGUUGAGGCAGAGGAUGAAAUUGAUUGGAGAAAAUUAAGUUCCGGAUGGAAAAGUUCACGUUCGCCUCAAUGGCUUAGAAUUAAAUGGUGGUCAUUGAAACAAGUUUAUCUACACGAGAACCCUAAUAUUAAAAACGUUAAAUUGAAAGAUUUAUUGAAUGGAUUAUCAAAGAUUAUUUCAAGACAACUUAAUUCUUGGGAUUCGAGUGACCACAAAGUUAAAUUAUAUGUUCAUCGGGAUGGUUCUAAAUUGUCAGAUGAUGACGGUAAAAUUUCCGCUAAAAUUAAUCUCGAUCAGCAAUCGAAGGUUACCAACAAGCUGGGCGAUAGAAUAACUUUAUACUCUGAAAAUAUUUCUUCACUUGCCACACAAAAUAACUUAGUUUAUGUCACCGAUACUAAUAAUGAUAUUCAGAGUCGGGUUGUUCUUGACAAAGAUUCGAAUGGAAACUUGGUGAUGUCACAUCUCUCGACCUCAAACGAUACGUUUAACGAGGUGCAAGUUCAGGCUUCAGAAGAAGAUGAGAAGAAAAUUGCAGAUGGUUAUCUUGCUAAACCAUUACAAACUGAAACUAUCUCUGCAGAAGAGAGUUUAGAUGUGAACACUACACUUCAGUUGACGCCUACAUCUGCUGCAGGUGUUUAUCUCGUUCAAAAUUCUGAUUCCAACAAUCCUUUAGUAUUAUUUAUGUCUGAUGAUGUAAAUAGUGUCGACUUCACACCGGAAAUGUUGUCAUAUAUUAACCACGCAUCAAGAAACGAUGUUACAUCAUCAACUGAUGAUGUAAGAAAUAACAUGGAUGAGGGGGAUGGAGUAGCCUCACCGAGUGAUAUGACAUCACCACGCCAUGAUGAUGUCAUCACCACAUCAGAUGUUUUAGUUUAUCAAGAAACAAGUAAUGAUGAAGACAAUAAAAAUCCUAUUUUAGGAAGCGCUAUACAUGAAGUAGUCGGAAAUGACACCGAUGUUGAAAAUUGUUUUAUUCAAAGUUCAUCCCCUUUGCAAGGUACUUUGUUAGAAGGCACUGACCUCGUAGACCCAAUGUCUGAUUCAACACCAUCUGGAAAAUGUAAUAUGAAUAAUAAAGGUCAACAAGGCCAGACUGAUGUGAUUAUUUUGUGAUGUGAGUUGAUAAAAUUGCCUACAAUGGUAUAAUUUUUAGGAAACACCAUACUGCACAUAUUUUUCGCUUUUCUUCAUAUUUUUUUCAACUCGAGAUGAACUUUUUGGUUUUGAUAAUUUUUUACAGAUGAGUACAAUUCCAACUGAAGCAUAAAAACUUUUUGUUUUAAUAGAUACAAUCUAGUUAUACAAUCGCUUAUUCCAGCAAAAUUUCUAUACACAUUGUGUAAACUAAGACUUUCUGAAAUACAAUUUCGACUGAGUACCGCACAAUGUCUUUUCUUUUAGGGACUCUAAUAGAUCUGCUAAUUGAUGACCAUUCUUUCAUAGUGUAUUUCAUUUCAAGUUUCCAACACAUCUAGCAUUUUUCAUAAAUUUUGUGGGAUAAAUUGACCUAAAAAAACUGUAUUAACAUUGCGGAAACUUUUCCUUUAGUUGUGAAAUUCCUCGAUGUUUCUUUAUUGUGUUGCUGGAUCAUUGGUUCAUGUCGAAUGCUAUCCAAAUCUGCCCUUGUCUGGUCUGGUUUUAGACAUUCCAUGGCAUGCACUGCAAUCUUACUGUGAAUGAAUUGGUGGUAUAUUCAGUCAUCAAUGAUGGUUAUAUUUUGAUGUGUGUCGUUUUAUUUCAAGGAGUAGCAUUGGUGUGAAUUUUGGCAUGUGGUUUGAACUGUACUUUUCAACAGAAACUUGGUUAUGGUAUAAUGCCCGUGAUGAAGAUACGGAAUGUUUUGUUAUGCAUCUUGAAAUGUUAUUUUAGUUUUUAAAAGCAACCUGUUAAAAGUUUUAAGAAGACAUUUCAUGAUCCAGGGGGUGGCUUGCAAAUUUGGCAAGUCGUUUUAGUUGGGAAUUUUGAAAAUGCCUAUAGUGAUCUUUCCAGUUAUGCCAACUUCUAUUCACUACACAACCAAGUGCACACUUUAUUGUGUGAUAGAAAAUAUGGGUUGAGAUCAUUCUAUGAUAUUAAUUGUUUCAUCUUGAUUGCAAUUAUUAUUAAAACUAACACGUAUUUGACUUUUAUUUUUCAUAUUUUUUCUUUUUGAUUGAUGAAAUUUUUAUUUAUAUAUUUGUGAAUUUGUCAUUGUGCUGUAUACAUAAUAUGAAUUGCAUUAUCUUUCACUCUAGUGUGUGAGCAAUAUCUCCUAAUGUGCAGGUCAUUUACUUGAUGAUGCACUAUGAUGCCUUACCAAUGAUUAGAGGCAAUAUAUUGACACAGACUACAGGCAAUUCAACAAUACAAAAUCUGAUAUACAAUUCAUUGCUCAUUCUAGUCGCAAUUUUUUUUAAAAUCUAGGCUCAAUAUACCCUACUUUCAGAAUCAUAAUUGGGGUGUCCAUGAAAUCUAUCUCAUCAAAAAAAGAGUAUUCAAAAAUUUGAUGUUUCAAGUUACUACUUUAUUCCCUUUAGCAUCCAUUUUCGGAAUACUGUACCUAUUUGAAUAUAGACAUUUAAUAAAACAAGACCCUCAAAAUAAUACUGUUCAAAUUUCAAAAUAAACUGCUGUAAUCCUGGAAGUCUUGCUUAUAGGUGCGAUUCUUUCUUCUGAGUGAGUGUACUCACUAUAUGUUGUCAUAAAAAUUUAUCGAAGAGCUAAUUCAAAUAGUAUAUGAAUAUUGAGCAGGCCUAUAUAAAUUAAUGUUUCACAGCACUUUAUCUAAUACAGGCUUACAGCAGCAUUGUUGUUUGAAUUUCACUGCCUGCGCAUUUUUUGUUGCUUCUCUGCCAUUUAUAUUGACUUUGAGCAAAGAAUGUUGUCAUUUGUAUUAAAUUUUGCAUUUGAUUUUAUCCUAUUUCUUUGAUAUUUGCUACAUGAAUCAAUAUAUUUAUUCAGUUUUCUGAUACACCUAAGAUAAAUUUCGUUAUAAAGUUGAAAUAGUUAACCUUUUCACUCUUAUUAUUGACAUUGGAUAGAUUAAUGUCAAAGCAUAUUUUCGCAAAGUGUUGUCUUACGUUAACGACAUUCGGAUGCAUCCAUAUAAAAAAUUCACACUUUCACAUUCAAUUUCAAAAAUUCACCUAUCAGCCAUAUUAUAGUGAAGUCCCAUUAUUUUGAAUAUCAAUUUAAGAGUAUGAACAUAUUUGCACUGUUAUUGUGUAUUAGAAAUUGCUGGUUUUGUCACAAUUGGUAUAUUUUAACUGUACUAGUAAAAUGAAAAACUUUUCAUUAAUCCCUCAAGCUUUUGAAUAUACUAGAAUAUAGUAAUUUUAUGUUGCAUUGUAGCAUCAUUCGCAUUGCCCCAAGACUCACACCCAGUCUCUUCCCCAGUUCUGCUGUUUUGACCCAUUGCUUCAUAAUUGUUGUUGCUAUCUAUUUGCACCCAGAGUAUUUUAUGUUGUGUCAAAUUAUACAUUUUUGUCAUUUAUAUGUUAGAA